This is a messenger RNA of Carassius gibelio (silver crucian carp), 2072 nucleotides long. RefSeq names its product transmembrane emp24 domain-containing protein 9-like. The record is from RefSeq and is a predicted model, not a curated record. The transcript is spliced from 5 exons. Gene Ontology annotation, biological process: Golgi organization; endoplasmic reticulum to Golgi vesicle-mediated transport; intracellular protein transport. NCBI's taxonomy places the organism in Eukaryota, Metazoa, Chordata, Actinopteri, Cypriniformes, Cyprinidae. Bases 16 to 747 code for a protein of 243 amino acids. Gene Ontology annotation, cellular component: COPII-coated ER to Golgi transport vesicle; Golgi apparatus; endoplasmic reticulum.
GGACGGUGGCCGACGAUGGGUUACGUGGCACUGGCGCUGCGCAUGCGCAGUGAGCGUUUCACCUGCAGUGUCAAGAUGGUGGCAAUCAGAAUGCAGUUUACAGUUUAUUUGGUGUUGUUGUUAAACAUUUACAACAGUUUCGUGUCUGCGUUGUAUUUUCAUAUCGGCGAGACUGAAAAGAAAUGCUUCAUAGAAGAAAUACCGGACGAAACCAUGAUCAUAGGUAACUACCGAACCCAGCUCUAUGACAAGCAGAAAGAAGAGUAUUUGCCUGCAACUCAAGGACUGGGGAUGUUUGUGGAAGUGAAAGAUCCUGAUGAGAAGGUGAUCCUGUCCCGCCAGUAUGGAUCUGAGGGCAGGUUUAUCUUCACCUCACACACACCUGGAGAGCAUCAGAUCUGCUUGCACUCAAAUUCCUCCAAAUUUGCUCUGUUUGCUGGAGGCAUGCUUCGUGUUCACUUGGACAUCCAAGUUGGCGAGCAUGCAAACAACUACGCAGAAAUCGCUGCCAAAGACAAGCUGACGGAGCUGCAGCUGAGAGUGCGACAGCUGAUGGAGCAGGUGGAUCAGAUCCAGAAAGAGCAGAACUAUCAGAGGUAUCGUGAGGAGCGCUUCAGACAAACCAGCGAGAGCACCAAUCAGAGAGUGCUGUGGUGGUCUAUCGUCCAGACGCUGAUCCUGGUGGCCAUCGGGUUUUGGCAAAUGAGACAUCUGAAGAGCUUCUUUGAGGCCAAGAAAUUAGUAUAGAACUGUAUUUGAAUUUUUUUUGUUGUUUUUUUAAAGUUGUGCUUGUCAGUUGAUACAGUACACACAACAUUUUGAAGAUGGCCUGCUUCAUGUGUGGUCAAGACUGCUGAAAAGUCAACAUGCUCUCAGUUCAGUUCCCUCCCUAAAUGCCCCGUUUUUAUCCUGCAUUGACAUUUGUUUUAAGCUGCUCGUUUCAGCGCCACUCCCCAUGUAAUGUGAACCUAGUUUCUGUUCUGAAACGCAUUACAGUUUGUUACUGUUUGGAGGGGAUAGACACUCAGCAAAAGUAGUUUACUUGAUGCAUAUUAAUGCAUAGUGGUUGCCUUACCAUUUUUUUAUAACCCCAUAACUUGCUAAAAGAAUAUUUGACGUGUUUCAGAAGGCUGAUGAAGACAUUAUUAAACUGGGCUGCAAGCAUGAUUUCUUUUUUUUUUCAUAAAUGAGAUUUUGGAUUAUUUGCUUAAACAGUUAGAAAACAACGUUUAUCCUGGUGGCAGGUGUAAAUGUAUUCUGUUGUUUGGUUAUGCAGUAAUUAGUAUGAUAUUUAAAGUUUUGCUCCGAGUGAAUGUUGCUUGGUGUUUAAAUUUGUAUUCUUUAUACGAUUGGUUAAUGUUUUCUCUUCUGUACCCGUGUUUUAUUUUUGGUUGAGCAUCACUGCGGUCGAGAACACUCAGAUCAUGUUAGUAUUAGGCCUUCUUCCCUUUUGAUAGCUACAAUUUGAUGUUGACCUCAGUGAUUGUGUAUAAAUAUGUACGUUUAAAACGUUUAUAUAUACAUAAAUGGCAAAAUGUAGUUAUCAAAAGGUAAAAUGUUUAAUUAUGAGUAUUUGGCACAUUGAAAUAAAUAAUAUCAAAAGGUUUUGUAUUUUCCAUGAAUGCUUAAAUCCCUGUUAUCUACUGUUUUUCUUAGUUUCCUUUAAAACUGUUGACAUCUUGCACAUAAAUAUGAUCAUAUUUAUCACAUAUUUUUUCCUGUUGUGAACUCAUGUUUGAUUUCAAUGAUUUAUUCACUCUUAAAUUGAUCUGCCCAGAUUACACUGUAAAUCUAAAAAGGUACCAUGCCUUUUGUUACCAGAGCUGUGUCAUAAUGUUGUAUUUAAAAAAAAAAAAGAAGACUGCAUGUUGUUUUGUUUGGUUAUUGUUUACUGCAUUGCUUUGCCAUCACUUUUGUAUGGUUUAUCCCUUUUUUUCUUUGUCAUUUUAGUUUAUAAGCAGCUACAGGGAAAUGGGUUUAGUUUUUAUGUAGGGACAAGGGAGGGAAAGAUUUGUUGGUGAGAAAUAUACCCAAUAAUUGCACUCAGAAAUAAAGGUUCCCACUCUCCCCAA